This is a messenger RNA of Telopea speciosissima, 372 nucleotides long. RefSeq lists its product as uncharacterized. The transcript has a single exon. Gene Ontology annotation, molecular function: RNA-DNA hybrid ribonuclease activity; nucleic acid binding. The record is from RefSeq and is a predicted model, not a curated record. NCBI's taxonomy places the organism in Eukaryota, Viridiplantae, Streptophyta, Magnoliopsida, Proteales, Proteaceae. The coding region runs from base 1 to 372 and encodes 123 amino acids.
AUGAAUUGUGAUGCCUCUAUCCGGGACAACCUCGGCGGGUAUGGAGCUAUCGGUCAUAACAUGGCAGAUCACGUAGUUUUUGCCCUCGCUGGGGCCUUGGAGGAUAGUAACAUUGUUCGAGUGGAGCUGAGGGCUAUCAUGAGUGGCUUGAAAAUGGCUAGUGCCCUACAUAUAUCUCAAGUACAGGUGCAGUCAGACUCAUUGAUGGCUGUUCAGAUGGUUCUUGGACGAGUCCAAACCUCAUGGUAUGUGGCUAAUUUGGUGGAGGAUAUCCGAGCUCUGAGAAAUGGCUUUCGAGUUGCAUUUUCUUGUUUCACGUCGGAGAUAAAUUUCGCAGAUUUCUUGGCAGCUUCCUACACUCUCGAAAUUUAG